Trichoderma reesei QM6a is the source of this 733-nucleotide messenger RNA. RefSeq lists its product as uncharacterized. The record is from RefSeq and is a predicted model, not a curated record. Gene Ontology annotation, cellular component: cytosolic small ribosomal subunit. The coding region runs from base 52 to 552 and encodes 166 amino acids. The transcript is spliced from 3 exons. NCBI's taxonomy places the organism in Eukaryota, Fungi, Ascomycota, Sordariomycetes, Hypocreales, Hypocreaceae. Gene Ontology annotation, molecular function: RNA binding; structural constituent of ribosome.
CAAACACCGUCAACUUUCCAACAUCGACCCUCCGAGCAGCAAACCGCCACGAUGUUGAUUCCCAAGGCCGACCGCAAGAAGAUUCACGAGUACCUCUUCCGCGAGGGCGUCCUCGUCGCGCAGAAGGACUUCAACCUCCCCAAGCACCCCGAUAUCGACACCAAGAACCUGUUCGUCAUCAAGGCUGCCCAGUCCCUCAACUCCCGCGGCUAUGUCAAGACCCAGUUCUCCUGGCAAUACUACUACUACACCCUGACCCCCGAGGGUCUCGACUACCUCCGGGAAUGGCUUCACCUGCCCGCCGAGAUCGUUCCUGCUACCCACAUCAAGCAGCAGCGAUCACACGCUCCUCCCCGUGGCAUGCUCGGCGAGGGCGAGCGUGAGCGACGACCCUUUGGCGGCCGUGGCCGUGGCGGCGACCGUGGCGACCGUGAGGGUGGAUACCGAAGGAGGGAUGCUGGCGAGGGCAAGGAGGGUGGUGCUCCCGGCGAGUUUGCUCCUCAAUUCCGUGGUGGCUUUGGCCGUGGACGUGGUGCUGCUCCUCCUUCCUAAACGAAUCUGUCUCUUUCGGGGUUAACAAAUCUUAUGAUGCAUGGCGCAAUUAAGAACACGGCAUGUAGUCUAAAAAACGUGAGGCAAUCCUCACCAUGGGUCCACUCAUGAAGAAAUGGGACGUGAGGGGGGAUAUCGUGGGGAGUUCUUGGAGGUUAGAUCCUCGGAAAUCAUUUGCAUC